CAUGUUCGGAAGUUUAUAGAACCGCCAUUGCUAUUAAGUAAUCUGACAGCGAUUCGACGAAAUCAUUUCUAUUGCUAAAAUUUUGUGAGUCUGGUGUGCCUUCUCGAUAGUAAUACGUUUAGUCUGUGAUUCGUGACCAAGAAUCGAAAUCGGAAACUGAUCGAAGCAGGAACAGGCAUCAACUAGUUCGACCUUAAAAGUCAUUUGUCGUUCAUCGUAUAUUUUAUAGACGAAAAUCUGUGAUAAUUCCAGAACGCAUACUUUCAACUAUAAUAACAUGUCGGAUACAAGACGACGACGAAAAUCUAAUCAGUCUUGUGGUUCUGACGACCUCUCGGACUCUUGUGAAGAAUUAAAUGCAACAAAAGAAACCCAGAGCAGUGAACAAACUGAUGGUCAUCAAGAUUCAGAAUGUGAAAUUUAUCCUUCUGAUUCUGAUGCUGAAUCUCAAGAUGGUGCAUUGCGAGAAAGUGGUGAUGGCCAAGAAGAAGAAAAACCACAAAAAAAAUUAGAUGAUGAUGAAGACAGACGUAAUCCACAAUAUAUUCCUAAGAGAGGAACAUUUUAUGAACAUGAUGAUAGAACAACUGAUGAAGUAAUAGAUAGUGCUGCUGAAUCACAAAGUGAAAGAGAAACCAAAGAAAAAAAAGUAUGGAAAGAUAAAGAAGAUAGGUGGGAUCAUGAUCGAUAUAAUGAUGAAGAGCAAGCACCAAAAAGUCAUGAAGAAUUAAUAGCAGUUUAUGGUUAUGAUAUAAGAAAUGAAGAAGGUCCACCUAGAGCUAGAAGAAGAAGAAGAUAUGGUCGUGGACCUAAUAAGUAUACACGUAAUUGGGAAGAUGAGGAUGCAUAUGGAAAACCUGGGAGUAAUAUUCUAAAUAGGAAUAGAAGAUUUAAUAGAAGUGGUGAAGAUUUUCCAGCUCUAGGAACAAAUAAAAAUGCUUCUGCACAUGUAGAAGAACCAGUAAUCUCUUCAGCUUGGUACAGCAGUAAAAAUAAAUCACAAAAUAAAGUACCAAAUUUUCCACCUCUACAAACUCAAAAUGAUACAAGCUCAAAAACGAAGUCUAGCCAUACAUCUACUACUCAUACAAAUGAAAAUAAAGCUCCUAAUGAACCUACAAAUCCAGCUUGGAAAAAAGAUACUAAACAUUCACCUCAUACACAAAAUAGUAAUGGAAAUAGUGGAGCUGGUGGUGAUGCUGAUAAAUUAGUUAAUACAAAAACCUCUCCAAGAGAUAAUAACAAGAGGAACAUUCAAGAGUCUGUAAGCUUGGCAGCAAGUAAAACUCGUGGACGAGGAUUCAGAACAAAUGCUAAUAACAAUAUGGUCACCAAUAGAACAAUUGAGACUAAACCAAAGGGACGUGGAGCGGGUCCAAUUUCCACAGAGAAUAAAAGAAAUAAUAUACGAAGUGAUGAUGAACAACAAAUUACUCAUGAUAUGAAACAUAUUAAUGUUAAUGAUAGUGCUCAAUAUCAUCAAAGUGGAAGACAUAAUAAAAGCUUUUAUGGGCAAUCCUCAAAUCAACAGAGGACAGGAACUGUACCUCCAAGAAUGCAACAACAAUCUCAUUCACAACAACAACAACCACAGCAACAACAACAACAGUCAAUUCAACAAGACAGUUCUGCUAAUAGGCCAAAACGUUAUUCUAGUUUGCGACAGCGACCUACUAUUUCAGAUAAUCCAGGUCAACAAAAUUAUCCACCACAACAUGGACAACAUAAUCAACAUAGUCAACAUAGUCAACAUAGUCAACACAAUCAGCAUAAUCAACAUGGACAACAUGGCCAACAUGGUCAACAUGGAUAUUUUUCUCCUCAAGCUGGAAAUUCAAGAGGUGUUUUAGAUUCACAAGGAUAUCCUCAAAGUCAUUUUGAACAAUCUACACCUGUUGCUACCGCAACUGCACCUUUGGCUGGACAACCUGUGAUUCCUAUACCACCUAAUGGUCAACCUGCUAGUUAUGCUCCACCACCAUUUUUAGUACCACCACCGCAAUUUAUUCCUCCACAAACUCCAGCUAGUAUAAUUAAUUAUGUUUCUGGUCCAAAUGGACCAGCAUUUCAACCAAAUUAUCAAGGUUAUCAAGGCUAUAGUCCACCAGUACAGCCACAGCGUCCUCCACCUCCACAAGAAUUGUUCCAACCGCAAGGUUGCACUUAUUAUAGUCCAGCUCAACAACAACAACAAUCAGCUCCAAUGAGACGGCCAAAGGCGGCUAUUCCUAUUCUUCCACCACCUGAAAAUCAACAACACCAAACCGGUCGAGGAAGAGGUAGAAGCACACAGCCUCAACAAGUGAAUCAACCUGGUAGUAUACAACAGACUGAACAAGAAGUUAAAACUAAUUCGGUGGAAGAUGAUCAGAAGAUUAUAUCAGAACAAUUUGAUAAUAUGCAAAUCGAACAGCCUACGUCAGAUGUUCAAGAAACACAGAAAAUCGAAGAUUCGAGUGUAAUAAUGAAUACUGUGGUUGAGAAUACUGAAAAAGAGAAUAUUAAAAAUAUCGAACCUGAAGCUACUGUGAAUUUAGAAAAUACUACUGCGGAUCAAUUAAAUGAUAUAAGUGCUAAUGACUCAUCAAAAGUCAUUAUAAAUGAACAAGAUAUUAUUCCACUUAAAACUACGCAAGUAAUAAUUGAAGAGACUAAAAAUGAUUCAAAUAAAAUUGAAAGCACUACGACUGAAAUUACUGCUGUUGAAGAAACAGCAGCUUGAGAGAACAUCGCACAGCGUGUAACGUAUCUUACAAAAAACGUAAUUGUUACAUUUCGUGAGUAUGAGUAUGCAUAUAUUAUAAUGCUGUGUAAUUUUAUUGAAGUCUGUAUAGCAAAAUGAUCUUCACGAAUUAUUUGUGAAAUAUUAUAGGAAUUGGAUGUGUGCGUAUCUAAAACAUAUUUUGAAUGACUAUCUAAUUCCAUUAUAUUGUUGUAUAUUUCGUAGUUUACAUUUGUAUUAAUGUUUCACUACGAAUUCCAUCAAUCUGCUGCUAUCAUUAAAUAUCAUUCUUCUAUAUUGUUAAACUCUUUUCAUAUAUGAAAUCUACUAAUAAUUAAUUAGUAGAAACGAUUAGUGUUAAACAUAUUAUUGUAUAUCGAGUAUUAACGCAUGCAGCAUUGACUGAUGAAAUCAUCAAUAAAUCGAUAUAUCUUUUUAAUACAAUGGCUACUGUAAAUAGGAUAUAGUCAGGUCAGUAACCUUAAUACGUGUUAUGUCUUUUGUGUACAAAUGAGUUUGUACCGUGAUUUAAGUAAAUGAUGAAUGAAUGGAGUACAUUUAUUAGGUAAAGAAUUACUUAAUGCUUUAAUUUUAUUUACAUUAGGACAGCAAAAAAAAUCUUCGAUCGCAUAUAUUAUGAAGAAAUAAUCGUUAUAUAAUUUAGUAUAUCUUAAAAUCUAAUUAAGACAAAAUUGAUACUAACUAUAAAAUUUAUCAUUUAUCCAUUUUAAUCGACUUUUCAUAAUAGCUUCGAAAGGUUGAUAUCGCGAUAAUUUUUUUUUUUUAAUACGCUUAUAAAAAUAUGCUUUGUUACUGGCAAGGUGAAAUGGAAAGAUAAUAUAUUGAUAAGAAAUUUUUCCA
Molecule: messenger RNA, 3583 nt
Organism: Apis dorsata (giant honeybee)
Lineage: Eukaryota; Metazoa; Arthropoda; Insecta; Hymenoptera; Apidae
Gene: btz
Product: protein CASC3-like
Exons: 8
Coding region: 278-2722 (814 amino acids)
Biological process (GO): mRNA processing
Cellular component (GO): exon-exon junction complex
Molecular function (GO): mRNA binding
Source: RefSeq, a predicted model, not a curated record